GUUUAAGGGCAAUAAGCAGUUAAAGUUGAGGUAACUAAAAAUACCUUUAAAUCUAGAGUUUGUCCAAGAGCUUUCUGUAUAGGGGGAUUUAAAAGAACCCAUCAACAGCUGACAUGAGGCUGGUCACUGAUGGGGUCCGAAUCCGGAGGGCUGCUGAGCCUUCCGAACCAGAAUCGGAGGAAGCAACAGAACCAGCUCAUCAUGAACAUACUCAUUCAGAGCACCACGAACACUCACAUACAGAACAUCACCCAGGCCAUGACUACAAUCACAUGAAGGAGAAGUUCAUGAAUGAACUGAGUCAUCUGCCAAUUCCUAUGUGGGCAGUGGCAGCCAUUGUUGUGGUGGUCCUGGUUUUGGUGGCAUGCUGUAUCUUCUGUGUUUUCAAAAAAUGCUUUGCGAAAAAGAAAAAGCCAAAGAAGGCGAGGGAAAGGAAAGCAGGUCGCCACAGAAAGACAAAGGAAGGUGAAGGAGAGGCUGGAGAGAAGGAGGGGGAAGAGAAGAAAGAAGGGGAAGAGGAGGAGAAAGAACAGGAAAAGUUGGGUAGACUGGAGUUCUCCUUGGACUACAACUUCACAGAUUCACAGCUUAUAGUGGGCAUCCUUCAGGCUCAGGAUCUUGCUGCCAUGGAUAUGGGGGGAACUUCAGACCCCUAUGUCAAAGUUUUUCUGUUGCCAGACAAAAAGAAGAAAUAUGAGACCAAGGUUCAACGCAAAAACCUGUGUCCUGUCUUCAAUGAGACUUUUAUUUUUAAGAUUCCAUAUGCAGAGCUGGGCGGAAAGACUUUAGUGCUGCAGGUUUUUGACUUUGAUCGUUUCUCUAAGCAUGACAUGAUUGGUGAAAUAAAGAUUCCAAUGAACAGUGUUGAUUUGGGCCAGCCCAUGCAGCAAUGGAGGGACGUAGAGAGUGGUGAGAAGGAGGAGCAAGAAAAACUGGGUGAUAUUUGCAUUUCCCUACGCUAUGUACCAACUGCUGGGAAACUGACAGUAAACAUUAUGGAGGCCAAGAAUCUUAAAAAAAUGGAUGUUGGUGGCUUAUCAGAUCCAUAUGUGAAGAUUGUCCUGCAACAAAAUGGGAAGCGGAUUAAAAAGAAGAAGACAACAGUCAAGAAAAACACACUCAAUCCUUACUUUAAUGAGAGUUUCAGCUUUGAAGUCCCUUUUGAACAAAUACAGAAAGUACAGGUUGUCAUCACGGUAUAUGAUUAUGAUAAACUUGGGAGCAAUGACCCCAUCGGAGGGACCUUUAUGGGCUAUGGAGCUACAGGAGUUGGAUUGCGCCAUUGGUCAGAUAUGCUUGCCAAUCCCAGACGUCCAGUAGCCCAGUGGCACACUCUCCUGACUGAAGAAGAAGUAGAAGCAGCACUCAAAGCAAAACCUCGUUAGAGCACCUUGAUGGAACACUACAUGCUGCUGAGAUGUUAUUUGGUGUAAAACCUGGUGUUUUAUCAAUAUGCAUGUUGUGCUUUCCAUUUUGUUUCCUUUGAGAUACAGGCAUAUGACAAAUGAAAGCAAAAUAAAAGGGGAUAGGUCUUAUUAUCUUUUCUGAUAUGCAGUCAAAAUAAUUUGGGUGGUUUUGUCCCCACUGCUAUUAGUGGUGUCCUUGUUGCAAGGUGAUUUUCACAUCCUCUGCAAUAACUCUUAUUUUCUAUGGGCAUAAGUGGACUCAAGUAUACAUGGCAAAGUGCUAUCUGCCUGUAGGGGUAAAUGGUUCAAGAGGAUUUUUUUUUUGUUGUUGUUGUUGUUGUUUUUGUUUGUUUUUUUUUGUCACCUGCCUGUACUUUGUAAUGUGAGAGUGUAUGUUGUGUGUGUAUGUGCCCUCACAACUGUGUAUCAUGUAAUUAUAACAUAAUUUUUUAUAUUUGAUUAUAAUGAAAACCUUGGCUUCUCCUAUAUACCUUACUCUGUAAUCCAACAUGAUUCUGUGUUUGUAUAUUUGGAAAACAGUUAUUUGUAAAUGUGCACCUUCUCUGUAUACCCAUGUAUCAGCAUAGCAUUUGGAUGUAUAAAUGAAUGAUUCACAGAAUUACACUGUGCUGUGAAACGAUGGUUGUCUCUGGUGAUCUGGUAGGGUUUUUAGAUUAGAAAUGUCUCAUUUUGUAGUGCUGUUGUGUGACAAAGCUGUAAAAUGCAAUUAAACCUACCAUGGCCAGUU
Melanotaenia boesemani (Boeseman's rainbowfish) is the source of this 2154-nucleotide messenger RNA. It is a transcript of the gene syt5b, whose product is annotated as synaptotagmin Vb. The record is from RefSeq and is a predicted model, not a curated record. Gene Ontology annotation, cellular component: axon; dense core granule; synaptic vesicle membrane. Lineage: Eukaryota; Metazoa; Chordata; Actinopteri; Atheriniformes; Melanotaeniidae. The transcript has 9 exons. Gene Ontology annotation, molecular function: phosphatidylserine binding; clathrin binding; syntaxin binding. Bases 114 to 1385 code for a protein of 423 amino acids. Gene Ontology annotation, biological process: cellular response to calcium ion; calcium ion-regulated exocytosis of neurotransmitter; regulation of dopamine secretion.